This is a messenger RNA of Trichomonas vaginalis G3, 936 nucleotides long. RefSeq names its product organellar and viral DNA polymerase type B. The transcript has a single exon. The record is from RefSeq and is a predicted model, not a curated record. Lineage: Eukaryota; Parabasalia; Trichomonadida; Trichomonadidae. The annotation marks the transcript as partial.
AUGGACGUACAUGAUGGAAGCAUAAGGAACUUACUUAAUACUAACAAUAACUUACCAGGAACUAUUAAAGCAUUUAUAAAGUCCUUUGUAAAACCUGGUGCUCUAACAUUUAGGUCUUUGAGAGCAAGAGCAUUGAAGUCAAGAGAUGCAGAAACUCCAACAGAAACUCCAGAAGAACCACCAAAACCAACAGCUAAUGAAAUAUUGUUCGAAUAUUUUCCAAGGUACUCUGUUCUCAUUGCAUACAUUCAAGAAAUACUUAAGAAAGCAGACUUGACUUUAGGAGAUGAUGAAAGUUCUGUAUAUCUUUCGUUCCAGUUUCAAAUAGCAGAACUUUUGAGACAGAUAUGCUUAAUGUAUGACAACAUCUCUGAUUUCACAAGAUAUGAUGACGACCAUGACCCCGAACACGGUGAAGAAGAAGUUUUACAAACAUCCAUUAAGACAGGAAAGGUUUUAACUCAAAGUCUCAUUAUUGACACCAAAGAUGGCGAAGUGGACGUUCUUCAAGAGCUGAAGAAAAAUACUUCUUCGGGAGGUGGUGGUAGGCAUGAACUUGAAAUAAAUGAGAUAGAAGAGAAAUUAGCCGAAAAAGCAGAUAAAAACCAUGUUCAUUAUAUAAGUUCAGACGAACAGAUUAUAACGGACUACCAUGGAUAUUUAACACAGGACGAACAAAUAAGCACUGAAGAUGUUAAUGAAAGAAGAUAUAAAUUCAUUCGUGCUAAAGGUUAUGACAUAUACUGUACUGUACAGUAUGACACAGGUAAAGCACCAGAAGCAUUUGGUUAUAACAAUGAAAUUUAUGCUUCAUACUUCUUUGUUAACGGUGUAUUAGUUGAACCAAGAUUUACUUUGAGAGUUAAGGCAAAAAUAACUUUUGAAGAUGCUAUUAAAAGUAAAGCUGACAAAGAUGAACUUGACGCAACGAACAAA